Chaetura pelagica (chimney swift) is the source of this 528-nucleotide messenger RNA. RefSeq names its product coordinator of PRMT5, differentiation stimulator (gene COPRS). Bases 1 to 528 code for a protein of 175 amino acids. The record is from RefSeq and is a predicted model, not a curated record. NCBI's taxonomy places the organism in Eukaryota, Metazoa, Chordata, Aves, Apodiformes, Apodidae. Gene Ontology annotation, cellular component: nucleus. Gene Ontology annotation, molecular function: histone binding. The transcript has 3 exons.
AUGGCCCAUGAUGCCAUUGAGUCUGCAAGCUUUGAGGAGAAACAGCUUUCUAAUGGGAGAAAAACUAUGAUCUGGAAGCCCAGGAAAGGUAAGCCUAAAAUAUUAGGACAAAAAUGGUUGCUGAAGAAUGUUCCAGGUGUUCUUGAUAGCGAGUCUGAAGAUGAAUUCUCUGAUACCUCUCACAGUGAAAAUGAUGUCAGUGCCUCUCCUUCUGAAUGUGCUGAUACACAUCCUGACCCGGAAGACUUGGGUGGUGAAAUCUCCAGAAAGCCUGCAGCUGUAACUUUUCUGGAGCAGCAGCCUGCUUCUGGGUUCGAGGUGGAGGACUGGGAUGAAGAAUUGGAGUGUGAUCCUUAUGAUGCUGACGAUUUCUACUGUGGAAGCUUUGAGGAAUAUAAUCUUUUGGCCUCAUACUCACGGCAAGAGGAUUCACUUUACAACCCAAGCUCUCACCAUGUAGCUUGCAUUGAUUUUACACCACCAGUUAGAGUGACUGAGGCUGGCCAGUUUGAUGAUGCUGAUGAAUAA